Habropoda laboriosa is the source of this 903-nucleotide messenger RNA. RefSeq names its product TBC1 domain family member 7 (gene TBC1d7). Gene Ontology annotation, biological process: activation of GTPase activity; negative regulation of TOR signaling. Lineage: Eukaryota; Metazoa; Arthropoda; Insecta; Hymenoptera; Apidae. Gene Ontology annotation, molecular function: GTPase activator activity. The record is from RefSeq and is a predicted model, not a curated record. Bases 1 to 903 code for a protein of 300 amino acids. The transcript is spliced from 5 exons.
AUGGCUGAUGAACGAAAUUUUCGUUCAUCUUAUUACGAAAAGGUAGGAUUUCGUAGUGUCGAAGAAAAGAGGUCUUUGGAAAUAUUACUUAAGGAACGUCCAUUUGACAAAGCAAAACUGAAACAGUUCUGCCUACGAUUUACAGUUCCUACAAUAUAUAGGAAUUUCCUUUGGAAAAUAUUAUUGGACGUGAUACCAGUUUAUGUAGAUAGUCAUGAAUUUAUAAUGAAUCAAAGAAAAGCAGAAUUCCAAGAUCUACAAAAAGCACUAAAGGUUACCAAGAUUUUGGAUGAUUACACAAAACCUCAUUUAAUGUUUCUUACUAUGUGGUUAUUGCGUACUAGAAGAGCAAAACUUGAUAUGAGUACUCAGUUAGAAAUUCCUUUACAUAGAGCUAUGAGCAGAAUGGCUGAAACUUUAUGGCAUAUUGUUGAUAUUGAUUGUCACGAGGAAAAACUUGUUGACACAUAUUGGAUAUUAUGUGGACUCUUAGACCAAGUACAAAGAUUUCACAAGGAAGUCAGUAGAUUGCAAGAGUGCACUUGUACUUUGUUAGAAAGAGAGGAUCCAGAAUUAUAUAAGCAUCUUGUUAAAAUUGAAGCACUACACAAUAUUCCAUAUGAUAUUUGGUUCUGUUCAUGCUUUGCAGGAACAAUAUCUGAUGGUUCUAUAGCAAAAAUAUGGGAUAAAAUAGCAGUGGGUGCAUACAGAAUUUUAAUCUUUGUUACUGUAGUUACCCUAACAACUUUAAGGAGACUUUUACUAAGAUGUGAAAAUAUAGAUAGUAUCUUAAAUACUAUUGCUCAUAUAACAGAAGAAUCUUCAGAAGUAAUUGUCAACAAAGCAAUUGAAUCUUGGCAGCAAAGUGGUUCAACACUGACAACAAUUUCACAAACUGUUUAA